This is a messenger RNA of Hippocampus comes (tiger tail seahorse), 7450 nucleotides long. It is a transcript of the gene magi2b, whose product is annotated as membrane associated guanylate kinase, WW and PDZ domain containing 2b. The transcript is spliced from 22 exons. Gene Ontology annotation, cellular component: cytoplasm; dendrite; cell-cell junction. Gene Ontology annotation, biological process: signal transduction; receptor clustering. The record is from RefSeq and is a predicted model, not a curated record. The coding region runs from base 1437 to 5975 and encodes 1512 amino acids. Lineage: Eukaryota; Metazoa; Chordata; Actinopteri; Syngnathiformes; Syngnathidae. Gene Ontology annotation, molecular function: SMAD binding; type II activin receptor binding; signaling receptor complex adaptor activity.
UAUGUGAUUUUUUUAUGUGGUUACCAACUGAGUAUGGCACAGUGCACUUGCCAAACACGAUUAGAUCGCAAACUCUAUUUCCCUAGGAGUAUGAAAAUUUCAGAUACAAGCCCAACUUUAAAAAGGCUGCCAAGUCAUUCAAAAGGAAAGCAGUUUACUUUGAUAUAUUAAAUAUAAGAUACCCAGUGGACUUUCAUAUAUUCUCCUUUCUUCUCUUUUCCUCCCCACUUGACUGUGUAUCACAGUUGUCUGCACUUGAUCACUAAUGAGCAGAAUUGUGAUCUAUUGGAAAGACACUUGACUAGACAAUACUGGACCUCAUUUGAUGGCGCAAUAUAUGCAAGUGCCCAGUAUCAUAUCAUACGCUUUUUAAAAAAUAUUUAUUGGUGUCUUUUUGGCUGCUUUGUUAGUUUUAUUGAACCGCUUCAAAGCGACUUGGAGUAUGGAGAAAGGUGCAAAAGAAGUAUAAUGUAGUGACCUCAUAUUGCAACAAUUUGAGCUAAUCAUUUAGAUAUUCUUACCCAAAUCACUGCAGCAAGCAGUUUAAAAGUGGGUCAAGUUUCUUCAAUUCAAAAUGUGAUUGUGCAUAUGGUCAGGUGUUUCUGUCAUGUUGUGGACAUAAACUCCAUUUUAAUGCAUAUACUAUAUGGUGCCUUUAGUGUCUUUUUAUUUUUAAUUUGCGCACCAUUUGGCCCCACUGCCAACAAUGGAGCUUACUGCAUGUGGUAAAGCUGUAGUGUAAUUGUUUUUUUCCCUUAAUAAUGGUGUUAUUUUUCUCAUAAAUCCAAACAUUCUUAUGCACACUAGACGUAAAGUGUACAUUCGUUUUUUUUCAAAUGAUCGUUUCUACAAUAUUCUGAGAAUAUCACAAUGUCCCAUCAGUAGUGAGCUAUUUUUUAGAUGAGUGUUUUUUAAUAGCAUUAAACUAAUACGAAUAGCUAUUAUUAUUUUUGAGAAAUGGUGAGAAAUCAAAAGUUUCCCAUUUGAAUGCAGUUUGGUGCCUGUGGUGCUUUCAUGGCUUCCUCCCUCCCCACACCGGGCCCGUGGCCGGGGGGGGGGGGAGCGAAGCCCCCUCGGCAAGCCGAGUAGUAGAAAUGUUGUCCCCUCCCCUCCUCUUCCGAAGACCGAACCAGAACCAUUCAUCUCUCCCCUCCUUCGGCUUUCACAUCCGGGUUACGCGCCAGUGUUUGUCUCCUGAGUCUGUGUGGCUGGAAUCAUUUCACCCUCACCGAAGCAAGCACCGCGACGUGCGGCUGUCUCUCGCCCGACUCGGCACCUCGCAGAGCGGACACAGCUCCCGGCGUGAGUCGGUGAUGUCGCCCAGCUGCGGCGAGUCGCACUGAGGCGGGCAUGAGACGGUGGUGGUGGUGUUGUUGGUGGUGAUCGUAGCGAGCCAGCCAGCCAGUUUGCGGUGAACCGAGUCGCCCUUUAAAACGAUGUCGAAAAGCCUCAAGAAGAAAAACCACUGGACCAACAAAGUCCACGAAGCGGUGAUCAGCCGCGGCAAGGAUGGCGAGCUGGGCUUCGAACUGAAGGGGGGCGCCGAGCUCGGCCAGUUCCCCUACUUGGGCGAGGUAAAGGCGGGGAAGGGUCUCGUCCAAAGCGGCAAACUGGCUGAGGAUGAACUGCUCCUGGAGGUCAACGACAUGCCCGUCGCCGGCCUCACCAGCCGGGACGUGCUGGCCGUCAUCAAGCACUGCAAGGACCCGGUUCGCUUCAAAUGUGUCAAACAAGGGGGGGUUGUUGACAAGGACCUGCGGCACUACCUCAACCUUCGCUUCUCCAAAGGCUCCGUGGACCACGACCACCAGCAAAUCAUCCGAGACAACCUGUACCUGCGCACCGUUCCCUGUACGACCAGGCAGCCCAAGGAGGGGGAGGUGCCGGGGGUGGACUACAACUUCGUAACUGUGGAACGUUUUAUGGAAUUGGAGCAAAGCGGAGCCUUACUAGAGAGUGGAACCUAUGAAGAUAAUUUCUACGGCACACCCAAGCCACCAGCAGAGCCGUCCCCAGCAGCCCCUCCUCUUAAUGUAAGUGAGGCCCUGCUGCCCGGAGCCCGGCCCAGCGCCCAGGGCAAGAGGAAGAGGAACCAGUCGGUCAGCAACAUGGAGCAGCGCGCCAGCCUGGAGCCGCCAGAGGAGGAGGAAGAGGAGAGCCCUGUCGUCAAUGGCAACGGAGUGGCCAUCACGCCAGAGUCCAGCGAGCACGAGGACAAGAGCACCGAUGCAUCCGGGGAGGUUGCCGUGGAAACCUGCAGCCAAGCGGCAGCCACGAGCGAGGCUCCCACCGAAGCAGAGGAUGCACCCAAAUCUCCGGACAAGUCCCCCAACAAAGUCCCGGAUGUAGAUGAGGAAGAGCUGGGCCCUCUGCCUGACAACUGGGAGAUGGCAUACACGGAGAAGGGGGAGGUCUACUUCAUUGAUCACAACACCAAGACCACAUCAUGGCUGGAUCCUCGAUUGGCCAAGAAGGCGAAGCCUCCGGAAGAGUGCAAGGAAGAUGAGCUGCCCUACGGCUGGGAGAAGAUCGACGACCCCAUCUACGGCAGCUACUACGUGGAUCACAUCAAUCGCAGGACUCAGUUUGAGAAUCCAGUCCUGGAAGCAAAGAGGCGCCUUGAGCAACAACGGCAGAUGCAGAGUCAGGGCCUCUCCGCUCUCCCGCUGCCCACCAUAUACAGAGAAAAGCCGCUGUUCACGAGGGACCCGACCCAAUUGAAAGGCACAUUUCUGUCUACGGGCCUACAAAAGAGUAACAUGGGAUUUGGCUUCACAAUAAUUGGAGGUGAUGAGCCCGACGAGUUCCUGCAAGUGAAGAGUGUCAUUCCAGAUGGGCCGGCUGCUCAGGACGGAAAGAUGGACACAGGUGAUGUUAUCGUCUACGUGAACGACAUCUGCGUGUUGGGCACCACACAUGCCGACGUUGUCAAGCUUUUCCAGUCGGUUCCCAUCGGUCAGAGCGUCACCCUGGUGCUUUGCCGGGGCUACCCUCUCCCCUUUGACCCUGAGGAUCCCAACGCGGCAGCCAGCAGCUCCAUGACGCCUAUCGGGAUGGAGCACCGCCCGCUUGUGGUGAACGGUCGCAGCAGCUACGAUCCUUACAUGGAGUAUCUGUCGCUGAGCUCCCAGCUGCCCGCACAGGCCUUGGCACAAGUCGGCACAUCCCAUCCAGGGGACACCCACCUGGACGGUUCCUCGCUGCCGCCCACCACGCCCGGCUCAUCGUCAGCGCUCACACCACAUGAGGACAACGUUUCCAUGGCCUCCUCCGGGACGCCGGGUGUUGCUGGGGCGACGGGCCAAGCGGCCGAGUUGCUGACUGUUACCAUUGUGAAAGGAGCGGAGGGCUUCGGGUUCACUAUCGCAGACAGUCCUACUGGCCAGCGAGUCAAACAGGUGCUGGAUCCGGGCUCACAGGCGGCGGCAGGCCUGAUCGAGGGCGAUCUGAUCCUGGAGGUGAACCAGCAGCCGGUGGCGGCGGCCGGACACGGACGUGUGGUGGAGAUGCUCAAAGAGUGCCCCAUCGGAACUGAAGCUACGUUGCUCAUUCAGAGAGCAGCGACAGGCCACAUCUCUCCUUGGAAGGCCUCCAAACAGUUACCUGACCAGUGGGACCCGCACGGCAGCCCCCAGGCCAACCUGUCAGGUCCUGUCCUGCCUCCAGGCACGCCCUUCCCCAACCAGCCCCAACACCGCACAUCUGUACCAGACUCCACCGAAGGCUUCGAUCUGAACAAGCCCGACCCCUAUGACCUUUAUGAGAAGUCCAGGGCAAUCUACGAGAGCCGACGUCCAGAAUACGAAGAGGUGGAGGUGCACCUGCUGAGGGAGAAGACCGGCUUCGGCUUCCGCAUCCUGGGGGGAGACGAGGCCGUGCAGGCUGUGAGUCCGGACGCCCGUGACAAGAUUGUGAUCGGCGCCAUUAUCGAGAACACCCCCGCCGAGCGCGACGGCCGACUCCGUCCGGGGGACGAGCUCAUCUCGGUGGAUAAAAACGUGGUCGCCGGGAAGCCGCACAAGUUUGUCAUCGACUUGAUGCACGCCGCCGCUCGCAACGGCCAAGUCAGCUUGACUGUGAGGAGGAGACUGCACAUGCCCGGUGAAAACUGCCCCGUAAACGGCCGCAGCCCCAGCCUAGUGUCCACUCAGCACAGCUCACCCCGCAACGACGGCGUGCCUCCGGGCCCCGCCGCAGUGGCCGUGGCCACGGAGGGCUCGGCCCUGCACACCAGUGACGUGCUCAUUCACCGCAAGGAGAACGAAGGCUUCGGUUUCGUCAUCAUCAGCUCCCUCAACAGGCCGGAGAAUGCUGCCGUCAUCACUGUGCCCCAUAAAAUUGGACGAAUAAUCGAGGGCAGCCCCGCAGACCGAUGUGGCAAACUAAAAGUGGGCGACCGGAUCUUGGCGGUGAACGGCCAGUCCAUCAUCAGCAUGCCGCAUGCCGACAUCGUCAAACUCAUCAAAGACGCCGGCCUCACGGUCACGCUGCACAUCAUACCAGAAGAAGGCUCUCAAUCUGGGCCCGGCUCAGGAAAGCAGAGCCCCAUGACCCAGAAACAUGGCACCCAGCCCAACCCCGCAGCCCUGACCAGUCAAAGCGGCGCCCAGCUGCCUGGUCAGCCGGCUCCUCAGCCGGGUCAAAUGGCCCUUCAGACGGGACAAGCGUCCAUCCAGCCUGCUCAGACACCAGCCCAGACCAGCCAAAUCCUCAUUUGUCCACCGGCAACAGCAGCAUCACACCCGGCAACGGCUGGAACGCAGCAGAGCCCUGUCAGCCAUCCUUCUGGACCCCCGCCGCAGCUCUACCUACACGACGGAAGGUCAGAGGUUAAAGCCAGACAGGAUGUGAAACCUGACUUCCGCCAUCCUCCGUUCACUGAUUACAGGCAACCACCCGUAGACUACCGGCACCCGCCGGUGACCGAUUACCGCCAGCCCCCGACGCUGGACUACCGGCACCCGCCCGGCCUGUUGGACUUCAGACAGCACACGGCAGCUGCUCAGUUCCCGCUGGGGAUCGCUGCAGAGUUUCGACCACAGAUUCCCCCUCUGCAGGACUUUGAUUACUUUACAGUGGAGCUGGAGAAAAGCUCCAAAGGUUUCGGUUUCAGUAUCCGGGGGGGCAGAGAGUACAAGAUGGACCUGUUUGUGUUGCGCCUCGCAGAGGAUGGUCCCGCCAUACGAAACGGGAGGAUGAGGGUGGGGGAUCAAAUCAUAGAGAUUAACGGGGACAGCACUCGCGACAUGACUCACGCUCGGGCCAUCGAACUUAUCAAGGCGGGGGGCCGGAGGGUCCGACUGCUGCUGAAGAGAGGCACAGGGCAGGUGCCGGAAUACGACUGUGUCGGCCCCUGGGAUCCCCUUUCUACAAUCCACUCUACCCUGCCGGAAGUGACCCUCGAAGCCCACCAGAGUCCAUUGCCUCCAUCCCAUCCGGCCGCAUCCCUGGAUUCCCCUCAUCAGCUCCUUCUAGAGGCCGCAACGUGCAUGGCGGCGGACAAAGCUCCACCGGUGACGGACCACGGCGCCUCGGCUCGAGGGGCCGCAGGUGGCAGGUCCACCCAGCAGAAGUGCAUGAUCAGAGGGCAAGGAGGAGAGGCCGAGUGUGGGCCGGGCACCGGGCAGCCUCGAGUUUUGCCUGCUAAAGCCGUCCUGGGGAGGCAGAGGGACGCUUGCUCCCCCUGCUGUGACCGAAAGGGGGCGGGCGCUCUCUGGCCGUGGGACCCUUACGUGAGCGUCACUCCCAACGGGGCCUCUCUGGCCGGCAGAGACACCCACGUCAGCCUCCAGGAGAGGCUGCUGUCCAGAGGCGUUUACCCCAGAGAGGAGGAGCGCUCCGGGGGCCACGCUAAGAGGGCCGAGGAGCCUGCCGCCAGGAGAGUCGCCGCCAACUCCCCGGGGCCCUGGAACAUCCCCGGGCCGGAUAAACUGCCCGGCACCCUGAGGUCCUGGACCUCCACUGUCAGCAGGUAGACGAGAUCGGCUUUCUGUCAGCCCCCAACCCACUGCCGUUUGUCCCCUUUCAUCCACUCCACAAAUCAUAAUCAGAUGUUGCUUUACUGGAGGAUUAUUACACCCGCCACCUUAAAAGGCUGAUCAACUCUCACACAUGUUGUAACAUAGAGUGAAGAGCCCGAUGAUGUGCACCAAAAGACUUCAUUUUGUUCUCGUUGAAGACAGAGAAACUUGUAGAGCAGUGGUUCCCAUCCUCGGUUGACAAUAUCCAUGAGACAAGGACAGAGCUCUGCUGCAAAGAGUAACUGACUCCCCAUCAAAAAUGUUUUGGCUACAUCAAAAGUUCAAACUGUAACUAUACGACACACCUGGAUCCCAAAACACUUAAAUAUUUAAACUCAUCUUUUUCUGGAAAAGAAAAAAAAAAAGUCACCAAAAGCAUACUUGGGCUAAUUUUGCAUCUGCUGCAAUCUAGUGGAAGAGCAUUUAAUUGUUCUACUUGUCACUGUGCAGUACUGUGCAUGGACAGAAGAAUAAAGAUACAGUAUAUUUUUCUCAAUACAAGAACAGCAAAAAGCUACGGUACUUAAACUAUCCCAAAAAUAUUCAGAAUUACCCGCAGGUGCCACUAGAUGACGGUAAAGCACCACCUUUUUAUGUACAAUGGGAGCUCUUGCUCUCACCUUAACAUAGUUCCUUGGCACCAACAUGACACCCAAUGGUGCCACACCACUUUUUUUACAUUAGUCCAGCACAAAACAGCAAAUUUUAGUUUUCGAUGUGUGACCUUGAUUCAAAAAUAAACAACUAAAUAAAUCAUGGCUGGAUCAGGUGAAUAUGCAGGGAACAUUUUAAUUUCAGACCAAUUCGGUGAAGUUGCAUUGUUACGGUGGUUGGGAAUCACUGUUCUAGAAGUCCUUCCAGUGUUACUCCUCACAUGCCUAACAAAUAUACUGUAAAUGUAAAGAUGUCAAUGUGUACAUUUCUUGUUGUAAAGAAGCAGAAGAAGAGGAAGAGAAAAAAACAAAACACCAGGAUGGAAUUAUUUAUCAUCCUAUCCUGGGCCUCAGUUAUGACUACAUAUCAAAGACACAUCGUCAAAAUGGCAACCUGUGCAUGGGACUCCCAAACCGUGAACAAGGACCACUUUGAUCUCCAUUUUUUUUGUUGUUGGUUGUGUUUUUUUACAUUUGUGACAGCAGGCUUGGUAAGAAGUCACACUACUACACUGAGUUUCGUACACAAGCAUAUGUUAACCGUUGUGCAGAGCUUUGUCACACUCAUGGAACGUCCAUUGGGAAAAUCCAAAUCUUUUUUUCUUUUUUUUCUUGGUACCAUAUCUUUCAUAUACAGCCUAAGGUCCAUGUACUAGUAUGCUCUUUGUCUUUGCUCGUAAGGUAAGGCAAGUUAGUGUCUUGCGAGUAAUGUCCCCCCCGCUACUAGUGUCAAUUUUGGCCUACUAGCACCCAAUUAAAUCUCACUAAUAACACUAC